CCUAAUUAUUUCACUGAUAAAAUGGCGAAAAUAUAGGGUUGUGGAUUCAAUUGCUGUACAAAUCACAAAAUAUUCUGAUUCCUGAUUCAUGGCUUCUGCUCCAACAAGCUCAGACCUCCACUGCCAUUGCGAAUCUGCCCGCAAAAGGAAUUGCACGAUUUGAAUCUAAACCCUAAUUUCCCCGCUGAUGUGCUUUUGGCCGCGAAUUUGAAUCUCUAGCACUGAAUCUCGGAUUUGGAUUCUGGAACACUGAUUUUCCCCCUUUUCACCUGUUAUUGUUGGAACAUUUGCUGUGAUUGUCGGUUGGAAGUGAAGAAAUCGGGAAUGGAGAGAUCUAGAUCUAAGAGAUACUAUUAUGACCAGGACUAUGAAUCUGAAACCCUACACUCGCGGAGCAAGCCGCGCUACGGAAGCAAUUCUUCACACGGUGGAGGUGGAGGAGGCCACCAUUAUGCACCGAGCUACCGCCGCUCCUCAUCCUCCUCCGGUGGAGGAGGAGGGAGAAAGCUGCCGGAACAGGUGAUGGGGACGACGAACUACCGGAUUCUGUGCCACGAUGUGAAGGCAGGGGGAGUGAUUGGGAAAUCCGGGAGUAUAAUUAAGGCGAUUAGGCAGAACACUGGGGCGUGGAUCAAUGUGCACGAGCUGGCUCCUGGGGAUGAGGAGAGGAUUAUCGAGAUAUCUGACAACCGGGGGCGGGCUGCGGGCGGGAGGUUACCGUCGUUUUCGCCUGCGCAGGAGGCGUUGCUUAUGAUACAUGAGAGGAUUUUGGAGACGGAUGGGGAAGGAGGAGGGUAUGGGCAUAGUGAUGGCUUUGUGGAGGAUGAGAAUGAUGAGUACGGAGGCAGAGGAGGAGGCGGUGGUGGUGGUAAUAGAGUUGUGACGAGGCUGGUGGUUUCGCGUAUGCACGUGGGGUGUUUGAUGGGGAAAGGAGGGAAGAUAAUUGAGCAAAUGAGGAUGGAGACGAAUACACAUAUUAGGAUUUUACCGCGAGAUCAUACUCUGCCACGUUGUGUUUCCAUGUCUGAGGAGAUUGUUCAGGUGGUUGGUGACAUGAAUGCUGUGAAAAAUGCUCUAGAAAUCAUUUCGUCUCGCUUGAGGGAAAGCCAACAUCGUGAUAGAAGCCAUUUUCAGAACAGAGUGCAAUCACCUGACCAUUUCUAUCCUCCAGAUGAUGAUUUCCAUGUCAACAAUAGACGAUCCUCUGCAGAAAGGCCUAGUUUUGGAUCUAGAUAUUCUGGUGGUUCCCGGAACAACAACUAUUCCUCACGCUCAUCUGGAUUUUCCCACGAGUCCAGACCUGCUAGUGUAUCUGAUAAUGCUCGAUCAUUUCCUGGCGAGGAACUUGUGUUUCGCAUACUAUGCCCUUUUCGUAAGGUUGAUUUUGUUGUUGGGGAGUCGGAUGGAAUUAUUGAUUUGCUUCACAAUGAAAUAGGUGUCAACAUUGAUGUAUCUGAUCCAGUUUCUGGAUUGGACGAGCUUAUAAUAAUCAUAUCAUCUGAUGAGGGUCCUGACGACGAGUUGUUUCCUGCCCAAGAAGCUUUAUUACAUAUACAAACUCGCAUUGUUGAUCUUAUUCCAGAAAAAGAAAAUAUUGUUACAACUCGGCUGCUUUUACAGUCAGACGAAAUCGGUUCUCUGGCUGACAUAGGUAAAAUCAGUGGUGCGAGUGUAGAGAUUCUGCCGAGAGAACAACGUCCCGUGGGUGUAUCAGGGAUGGAUGAGAUUGUACAGAUAGUUGGGGAGAUCACAGCUGCUCGAGAGGCUCUAGUGGAGGUGACAGCAAGGAUUCGGAGUUACAUAUAUCGUGAGUUUCAUGAGAAGGAUGAACCUGUCUCUCGUAUUUCUGCUCCUAGCCCUGUCAAUGGUGGUGUGGAACCAGAGACAGCUUCAAGAAACAACGGACCUCAAUAUGUCGAAAUGCAUGCUGGAAAUGGCCAUGCUCUUUCGACCCCUCAUAGUUUCUCAACCACUACAACAUCACAAAAAGUAAAGGAUGUGGCCUCCACACCCUCAAAUGCUGAUCCAGUGAAGCAAAAUGAGAGUGAGCGACGCGAAGAUCAUCAGCCCAGUAUAUUGAAUAGAAUAUCUGUACCACUCGUGACAAGAAGCAUACUGGAAGUCGUCAUUCCACCCCAUGCAGCAUCCGAACUUGCCAAGAAAUCAAGAAAGCUCGCUUUGAUCAGUGAGCUAUCCGGAGCAACCGUGAAACUGGUAGACGACGGACCAGAAGCAACAGAGAAGGUAAUUCAAAUAUCAGGUACCCCAGAGCAAGCAGAGAGAGCCCAGAGUUUACUUCAAGGAUUCAUCUUGAGCACUGAAGAUGGGUAGGCAUGAUGAGUGUAAGGUGGGACACAGCAACAAUUUUCGUGGAUAAUCUGAGUGAUUAGGGUGGUGUGUAGCAGAAUGUAAGGAAAUGUGAUUUAGUUGUUUGGAACUUAAUGAUACUAUACAUUUGAGGAAUCCUCUUUCUUGUUUGUUGUUGUUAUGUUAAGCCAUGAUUGCUGCUA
Salvia hispanica is the source of this 2510-nucleotide messenger RNA. Its product is annotated as RNA-binding KH domain-containing protein RCF3-like. Lineage: Eukaryota; Viridiplantae; Streptophyta; Magnoliopsida; Lamiales; Lamiaceae. Gene Ontology annotation, molecular function: RNA binding. The record is from RefSeq and is a predicted model, not a curated record.